CUAUCCUGGAGGUGGAAUGAAGUGACACAGAACGGUGUGAUGGACUUUAUAGAGUGCUCUUCAGCUCAGGUUGACAUAAUACUGGACACCAUAGUCUACACAAUGUAUGAUUCCAUCUGCCGUGUAUCUAACUGCUUAGAUAAGAUAUCAUCCAUACGUUUGUCAGGUGGUUGGAAUGACGAUACAUUUUGGAGUUUAUGUCGCUUAUUUCAACAAUAUGAAGCCAAGAAAGGAGACAGCAGCCUCCCGCACCUCAUCUCUUUGUUUGCUCCUUUUCCAAACGAUGUGAUCUCGACAGAGUUGGACUGGAUUGAUGAAAUUGACUUCAGAUUUAUGAGGCGAUGUCUGAAGAAUGAGGUUGCAGCUCCACAGCACAAAGAGGCUUUACAAAGUCUUCAUGAACUCAUAAUCCUCAGUCUUGAGGAGGCUGUAAGGAAGGACAAGAACAACAACAUUUAUGUUUGGAAGUACUGGCUGGAAUGUAGAAGCCAGGAGAACAUCAAUGAACUAUUCAGUCGAACAGACAAAAAAAUCUAUGUGAGCACAAACUGGUAUAAGAAGACACUGGACAGAGUGAGCAGCUUUAUAAAAAGAUCCUCUGUGAAGGUUAACAUAAUAUUGGGAUGCAAUGAAAUAACUGGACGUUUUAUUGACUACUUGUCAGAAUGUGUGGAUAAGAUAUCUUCUAUAAGUUUACUAGAUGGCUUCAAUGAUUAUUCAUUUUGGUGGAUGUGUCGUUUGUUUAAAGACUACAAAGGCGUGAAUGGAGACAACAGCCUUCCACAGCUCAUCUCUUUAUUUGCACCAUUUCCGAACAAGGUGCCUCUCCCAGACAUUGAUAAUGAAGAGUAUUCAUUUUACUUCAGUUUCCUGAGUCAAUGUCACCCAGACAAAGUUGCAGCUCCACAGUACAAAGAGGCUUUACAAAGUCUUGAGCAACUCAUAACCAGAAGUCUUGUGGAAGCUGAAAGGAAGGGUUUCCAAAGUCAGGCUUGCUGUUACAAAUAUCUCAUGGACUGUGGAAACCAGUGGAACUUCAAUGAAUAUUUGAGGCUCACGAACAAUGAGGUCCACGUGAACCCAAUCUGGUCAGAGGAGACACUGAAGACAAUGAGUGACUUUAUUAAACAAUCGUCAAGUAAAGUCAACAUGAUACUGGCCUACGAUGGUUACUGUGAGAUACGUGAAAGAUGUGUUCACUUCUUGUCAGACUGUGUGGGUUGGACAUCCUCUAUACGUUUUUCUACAGGAUUUAAUGAGAAAUCAUUCAUAACCAUGAUGGAGUUGUGUCAAACGUAUGAUGGAAUUACAGGAGACAGCAAUCUGUAUAAGUUUGUAGGACUCUUUGGACCCUUUCCAAAUAAAGUGGACUUCAAAGACACAUCUAGGAUUAGUCAGGUGGACUUCAGUUUUUUACAGAAGUAUCUUAAUAAGGAUGUAACACAAUGGCUCACACACAGUGACAGUUUGUCAGCCCUGGAUCAGUUCAUUAUCAGAACCCUCUUCAACAUUUCAAGGCAUGACAGGACGUGUUACAGUGACAUCCGUCAAUACAUUCAACAGAGCAGAAAUGUAAGACUUUCAGAUAAGGAAGUCUUUGUAUCCUGCAGGUGGAAUAAAGAGAUACUGAACAGUGUGAUGGACUUCGUAGAGUGCUCUUCAACUCAGGUUGACAUGAUGGUGGACUCCAUAAACUAUGGAAAGCAUAACUUCAUCAGCCAUGUAUCUGACUGCUUAGAUAAAAUAUCCUCCAUCCGUUUUCUAGAAGGCUUCGAUGAAUUUACAUUUUGGUGGAUGUGUAAUUUGUUUAAUGAGUGCAAAAGAGUGAAAGGAGACAACAGCCUUCCACACCUCAUCUCUUUAUUUGCACCCUUUCCAAACAUGGUGCCUCUCAUAGAAUGUGAUGAAGAUGACUUCAUUGACGUCACUUUCCUGAGUCAAAGUCAGCAGAACAAAGUUGCCAUUCCAGAGCACAGAGAGGCUUUCCAAGAUCUUCGGCGAUGUGUACUCAGCAGUCUUUUGGCAGCUGUAAGAGUGGGACAGAUAAGUGACACUUGGUAUUAUCAAUGUGUUGUGGACUGUGGGGACCUAAAUGACUUUAAUGAAUAUUUGAGACUCUCAGACAAUGAAGUCCAUGUUGACUCAAACUGGAGAGAAGAGACACUGAAGACAAUGAGCUGCUUCAUAAAAAGUUCCUCAAGUAAAGCUGACAUCAUAGUGGAUGACAUUGAUGAUUACUGUGACAUAAAUGAAGGAUUUGUUCACUUCUUGUCAGACUGUCUGGAUUGGAUAUCUUCUAUACGCUGCAAUGAGGACGUCCUGUUGACCUGCUCUAAACUCCUUUACACUGGAGGCCAACGUCUGGCAAAUCUCUUUCUAAAAAAGUUGGGUCAUACGAUUGAAAUAAAAAAGAGUCGUUUGAAGAACAGCUCCUGUAAAUAUCUGGGGAAAUUAAUGUCUCAUUGUAGACGAGAUCUGAGUCUGACGCUGACUACUAAAGCCAUAACUCUGAGAGGACUACAGCUGUUGUGCAAAUCAUGGCGACAUCUUAAAACACUGAGAAUAAAUGAAGUCACAACUAAACUUAUUUCAAAGUUAAUAAGGACAAAAAGAAAAGAAGAAUCUAUCACAGUAGAAGAGAUGGUCAUCCUCAGGGGUCGUCAGAGGUCCACAAUUCAAAGACCACAUCUUAUUAGUUAUCUGUCCAUAAUCCUGAGGCACUGGAACGUCAACCAAUUGGACCUCAGUGACUGUGAUCUGGAUGGACAAUUUGUGACAAACCUUCUGAGUCUCCAAGACCACAUCAGUCUCAGGUUGUCUAAGAAAACUCUCCAGGGCUUGGUCUUUAUAAUUUAUGAAAUACAAGAUGUCCACCUUCUGAAGUCCUUCCUCAAGAAAGUUGGCUAUGACCUGAGAUCCUGUAAGCUCAACUGGAAUGUUCUUCACUUUCUGCUGAGUCACUCAGAUGAAAGAAUUAAAACCGACCUUAGAAGAAGUGACCUUCAGGAACGCGACCUCUUGGAACUCCUGCCAUGGCUUCACAGGGUCCAUCCUUCAAGGAUGAAUGGAAGGCUUUCUAAAAUGUUACUGAAGGUCAUCAUUGAUUCCGGCUCAGUGGAGCUCAUAGACUUGUGGUUACAACUCUCAGACCAUCGUGUUAAUUUUAAUAACACGGAGUUGGGUUCGAGUCACUGUGAUGCUCUCCGUCUCUUCACUGAACGCUCAUGUCGUGUACGACUCAGCCUGUUAUGGACGUCCUUCACGGAUGAGACGGCAGAGCAGUUACUUUCUAUGAUGGGCCGAGUGUCUGAACUGAGUUUGGACAGAAAUACUUUGCUCAAGUUUCUUCAUAAACUCAUAGAAGUGAAUCAACCGGAAACUGCACAACACUUUACCAAAGCACUGCGUUGCACCCUGGACUUUUCUUCUUCAUCUAAGAUAGACAUUUCAAGUGACGACACUUCACACCUCCUUAAGCUGAGCUUCACUGAUUGUCAGGUCAUCUCAAAAUCAGUGGGAUUGUUGAAAGAUAAAAUUGAACUUAACAUCAACGAUUGUGAGAUAGAAGAUGGCAGACUGGAAGUCCUGUUUGACAUCUUUGACAAAGUUCACCUGAGAACAAGUAAGGAGCUUCUGCUGAGGUUUAUUUCGAUGACAGAUGAGAACAACACAAGCAGGAUCAUCUCGCUUGGCAGAGCCAUUGGCAGUACCAUUGAUCUGAGUGGCACCAGUCUGUCAGCAGACACCUGCAGAUCGCUGGCCAUUGUGAUCAACUACAUUGAAGAGGACUGUGAGGUGGACUUGAGCAAAUGCAGCCUUUCUACUGAGUGCAUCGAGCGACUGUCUGCAUGUCUACACAAAAUACAAGACUUGGA
This is a messenger RNA of Erpetoichthys calabaricus (reedfish), 3875 nucleotides long. RefSeq lists its product as uncharacterized. Lineage: Eukaryota; Metazoa; Chordata; Cladistia; Polypteriformes; Polypteridae. The record is from RefSeq and is a predicted model, not a curated record. The transcript has 16 exons. The annotation marks the transcript as partial.